GCCCGCCGCGGAAACGUCAAUAAAUAGCCUGUUGUCAUAGAUUUUUGUCUCUCUCCUUCGUGACAAUUUCUGUCAGCCUGUCAGUGACAUACGCCAUGUUUGUUUCUGGCUCUACGCCCAAUCGUCGUCUUGUCAGGACUGACUUUCAAUGAAAUUCAGACUUAUCGCUUAAGAGGCACUUUACUUCCGAACUGGUCGUAAUAUGUUCUGUCCACUGACCUCAAGCCUGAUCUAUUAGUUGAACUGUGUGUGUAGUUGUGCUCUGGUCAGAAGAGGAGGAAUAAUGAAAACUACAGAGGAAGCACAUUACUUAACGGAGAAUAUCUACAAGAAUUUAUCCAGCAAGUUCAACCCUCUGACCAAACAGGUUCUUAUCAAUGCCAAGUCCUAUCACAAAGCUUUACUCGCUACAUCGUCUGCAGCCAGAGGUUACAUAGAAUCUAUUGGAAAACUAGGUCACGACUGCAAGACUCAUGCCAGCAGCGGUACCGAAGAAAUUGGUCAGUCUAUUUAUAGAGUGGCGGAGGCGUACAAAGAAAUUCAAAUUAAAUUUGAGGAAUGUACAAAAGCAAUUUUCACAGAAGUAAUUUUACCUUUGGAACAGAAGCUGGAUACAGAAUUGAAAGCCUGUGUCGCCGAACAACGAAAGUAUCAUCAAGGUCACAAAGAGGUCACUGGACCUUAUACGAAAGCUGUUGCUGCCCUUGAGAAAUUCAAGAAGAAAAAUCAAUCCAAAGGAAUAUUCGACGCAGAAAAAGAAGCACCCCACACCCGGGCUGUGGCCAAGUACCAAGAAAGAUUAGACGAGUUUAGACUUCAAGGUUUAAAACUGGCCAUUCUAGAAGAAAGAAAAUGUUACUGUUUUGUUCUGUCACGCUUAGCGUCUGUAGCAACGAUACAGCUCCACUACCAUGACAGAGCUCUGGACUGCCUGACAGAUGAUCUGGUAAUAUGGAGACAGUUGGCUGCACAGCCUCGAGCAUUACCACCCGCAGUAGAUUCAUUGCUCAGACCUAAUAAGGCUGACCAGCCUAAAGACAUUCUAAGUAUCAGAGCGUCCAAUCCAAGAGCUGAUGACACUUCCUAUUGCAUGAAUGCAAGCAGUCACACCAGUUAUAUUCCUGGCCGAGACUACGAUCAGUUGAGCAGUUUCCCGCCAAUACAGUCAGUGGAGACUUGGAAAACAUUCCCUCAUUCAGUUGAACAAAGCAGCAGUCAAACGUCUUAUGAUGAACCAAACCAUGGGAACAUGUCGAGGCCGCCGCCAACAAGAGCAAAGAGCGUCACUGACCUCAGGAAUUACAGUUUCGGUGCUGGACUGUCCAACAUAGGCACUGAAACAGUACCGAAUACACCAGGCGCUAGCAGACGACCUAAAUCUCUGCACGAGUCUACAAUAGCGUCAGCUUGGACCAACGCUUUCUUUCAUCCCAAAGAUGACCAGCAGAAGCACACGAGCCUCGGCCAGUCCUCCUAUGACCUUGAAACCCACUCCAGCGGGCACGACUCUUACCGGAGCUUCAACUCGUCCAGCCCUCCCCUGCCACCUCCACCUCCGGAUGAGAUGACCCCAUGGAGCAGUGUGCACAGAGAUCGUCCACCGGAGGUCGCCGUCCGCCAGAGAUCCAAUUCCAUUGGUGCCUAUUUGUCCGGCAACAACGCGCCCGCGCAUCACGCCACCAGCAUCGUUUACAAGCCGGACAAGAUGAACACUCCCUUUCAUCAGAUGCAGCAGCAAGCAGCGUCCCUCCGCUCCCAGCCUCCACCUCCUCCACCGCCUCCACCACCUCCCCCACCACCUCCUCCAGUGAAAUAAAUUCAAAAAGACCUGAUCACGUGUGGUGCUUUAACUGACUUUAUAGUCUGUGUGAUAUAAUCUACGGUUAAGAAUGUAAUUUAUGUGAUAUGUAGUUUAACUGAUACUAAAUUGUUCAUUCCUUUAUGCAUAAUUCUGUUACUUUUUUAAAAUCUACUUUUGUUUGUAUUUAUUUGAAUGCAUCAUCCUUAUGAUGAUAGUGGCACCAGGAAAUACAACUUGGUGACAUCUAUGAAGGUAAUAGAUUGGUAGAGCACUUGAUUGCUGAAACAAUGGUUUCCAAUUGUAUUCCCUAAAAAAUGAGGCUUGCGAUUUGUUAUCAAUCUCCCCUCCAAGCUAAUUCUUGGAAAGAGAAUGCCUUGGCCGUGGCCGAGUUAAUGGUCAAUGGCCACACAAAACAAUUAAAAAGUGAUGAAGUGUUUGCCUGUCAUGAGGAACUCAGUUGUGUGUUGGUAACUUGUGGACGAUAGCUCUUGUAGUUCCAGCGGCUAAGGAUUGUGUCUGCGCUUUGUGACACAAAUCAGUCUCAGUUCUGUUGUGUAUGUUGAUCCAUUACCUCUUAUUAUUUCAGAGCCUCAACAAUGUCGUGGCUGCUGGUCAUUUAUGUUGGAAACAAUGCGAUCACAAGCAUCAGUGACAUUUAGUUCUUUAUUUUAAAAAAAAAACUACUGGUGUCUUAUGUUUAUAUAUGUAUAUUAGAUUUUUUGAAUAUGUGUUAUCAGCAGCAGACGCCUUGGCUGGAUCGGCCACGUUCAUUGAGUGUAUGCAAACGCGACAUAGAGCUCUUCAAAAUCGUCACUAGCAGCUGGGAAAAAGUAGCGCUGGAUAGAUCCACAUGGAAAGCGAGUAUAAAGGAAGGGUCUCGGAUUGCAGAUGCCAUACACAACAGUAGUAGAAAGAAUUGUGAAAAUGCAACGGCGCCUGGUGAUUAGAUAUGCUCAACCUGUGACCGCAACCGCAGCUGUGUAUCAAGGAUUGGCCUCUUUAGAUCGUCUCUCGAGACGUAAAAUCCUACAGAUGUAUAAUAUUAGACUACACGAUAUUACAAAGUAGUUUUGCAAGGUUAGACUUAACAAGCUCAAAGGAAACGAUUGUUUUUCUGAGUUCUGCCAUAAAAUCUCAAGAGUGAAAGAAGGAUGCUCUUGAAGAUGACGAGGCUACUGCUAGCAUUGGCGUGAGAAAAAUUGCUAACGCGUUUUCCGGAUGAUAAAAAACCUUGGUAUAAUCUACAAAGGGUUAGGUAAAGGUAAAUUUCGUAUUUGUAGUCAAAAUACUAAUUCUAGCUUCCUUACCAGUUUCCCACUAUUUCUGAUUGACUGUUCAACUAGGUCUUUGUAUCUCCAUUUGUCUUAGAGUAUUCCUACAGCUACAGUUUUAGGGAUAACUCUACGAGUACAUGACAUCAUAGACAUGACAUGACAUCACAUGACACUUGCACACCAAUCAUUGACUUGUUGGUAACUUCCGUUAUCGGGUGAACCAAUGUUGAGUUGAAAACACACGAGGUAAAAAAAAAGUCAUUAUAUUGAGAUUUUAUGACAUGCGUAAUCUCUUUCUAAAGAUUAUGUGAAAGUAUUUUUGUUAUUUCAAGACAGAGUUAAUAUUGUUAACUCAAAGCACAUGUUUGAAUUAUUUUCUUUCCUGACUCAUUAUAAAAAAGUUUGUAAAUAAAAUGUUUUGAAUCUAAUAUUUCAUACCUUUACUUGUUACACAAACUUAUGUUAUUAUUGGACUGUGUUAUAACGCUAUGUUUAACUCUUGUGAUUUCUAGUGUAUAAACUGAUUUCCUUGUAUCAAAUAAUAUUGCACUACAAUCUACAGUAGGCAAGACGUGUUAGCAGCUCCUGUCUAUGAAAUAAAUCUGAGAACAACAAAAAUGUGUAUAAUAUUUAUGGAUAAUUUGUAUUUGUGUUCUUCUAAUAAACAGAAUAAAUUGAUCUCACUCUAA
Biomphalaria glabrata is the source of this 3764-nucleotide messenger RNA. RefSeq names its product brain-specific angiogenesis inhibitor 1-associated protein 2-like protein 1. Gene Ontology annotation, biological process: positive regulation of actin filament polymerization; actin filament bundle assembly; plasma membrane organization. Bases 284 to 1816 code for a protein of 510 amino acids. Lineage: Eukaryota; Metazoa; Mollusca; Gastropoda; Planorbidae. The record is from RefSeq and is a predicted model, not a curated record. Gene Ontology annotation, cellular component: cytosol; nucleoplasm. The transcript is spliced from 14 exons.